Messenger RNA from Daktulosphaira vitifoliae (grape phylloxera), 797 nucleotides. Its product is annotated as E3 ubiquitin-protein ligase RNF167-like. NCBI's taxonomy places the organism in Eukaryota, Metazoa, Arthropoda, Insecta, Hemiptera, Phylloxeridae. The coding region runs from base 163 to 507 and encodes 114 amino acids. The record is from RefSeq and is a predicted model, not a curated record. The transcript has 12 exons.
UCGAUGAAAAUGUACGUGGCAUUAUGCAUUAUAAAUAAUUAUUAUUUAGUAUAUAGUUCAGUUGAUACUUAGACAAUCGAAUUCUGUUCAUAAUAAUUUUCAAACUUUCUUUAAUUAAAACAUAAUUUUAAGUAAUUAAAAAGUGUUUUAAGUUAUUACAAAAUGCUUCGAUGCGAUGCUGAGAAGAAAUCAGUUAUGUUAUUAAUAGCAAUAUUGGCAUAUUUAUUAAUACAAUCAGCAGGAGUUUUUUCAAGUUCUAGUAGUUCAUUAAUUCCAACAUCAAAUAUAGAAGAUGAAGAAUUAGAAGGAUAUUGUUCUCCGAACAACAAUAAUAACAGCGGAAGAGAUGUGUGCUCAAUUUGUUUAGAAGAUUUUGAUGUACAAACACUUACUUUAAUAUGUUGUAAAGUUAAGUAUUGUAAAAAAUGUCUUGUUCAAUGGCUAAAAAUAAGUGUUAAUAAAUGUCCUAUAUGCAAAGAAUAUGUACCCAAUUGCUUAUUGAUUUGAUAACAGAAAAUCAGGGGCAUUAUGUGAGAUGUUCAUUGAAACCAUAAUGUCUGGCUUAGUAAUUCUGAAUGCUACGUUUCAAUGAAUAUUUCUAUUAUUUUUUUAGUCAUUAUCUUGUAAUUUGACUUUUUCUGGUAACAGAGUUCAAAACUUUAUGAAGGAAUCCUAAAAUACACGUGUCGAAAACUGAAUGAAAUAUGUGUUUUAUGUGUUAUUCGAAUAUUUAUGAAGAUGGGAAAAAGUAUGUGACAACAUGUUGUAAUAAGGCAUUUUGUUACAAUUGCUUUUUU